GGAGGCCGAGCUGGAGGGCGGCUGCCCCCGGCCCGGCGAGGGGGACGCCGCCCAGAAGAAGGCCAGCCGGGACGCGGGGCCGCCGGGGCGCUGCGCGCAUGCUGGGCCGGCGCCCGGGGCCGCUCGGCCCCCGAUGCCCCGGAGACCUGGCAUGUCGGUGCACUACACCCUUAACCUGCGCGUCUUCUGGCCCCUGGUGACCGGCCUGUGCACCGCCCUCGUGUGCCUCUACCAUGUCCUGCGAGGGAGCGGCGCCCCCGGGGCCGAGCCCCCCGACGGCGCGGACGGCGGCGGCAGCGGCGAAGGCAGUGGCUACCAGCUGUUCCAGGUGGCCGCGCUGCUCUUCCUGGGCUACGUCCUCCUGCGCUGUCGCCACGCCGUCCGGCAGCGCCUCCUGCCCGGGCCUCCUCGGGGCCUGGCCGGCCACCCCGCCUUCUCCGCGCGGGGACGCUUCCCGGAGCCCAGCCUCGGCAUCCUGCUGGAGAGCUACUACGAGCACGAGGUGCGCCUGUCCCCCCACGUGCUGGGCCACAGCAAGGCGCACGUGAGCCGCAUCGUGGGCGAGCUGGUGCGCGCGGGACGCGCGCGGGGCGCCCCGGGCCCCAUCCCCGGGGGCGCGCUGGCCUUGGCCUUCCGCGGAGACUUCAUCCAGGUGGGCAGUGCCUACGAGCAGCAUAAGAUCCGCCGGCCCGACGGCUUCGACGUGCUGGUGCCUCUUCGCCUCCCGCCGCCGGUGGCGCUGGAGCCUCGGAGCCUGGGCGCGGAGCCCGGGCUGGCGCCCGCCUUGCAUGGCUGCUUCGUGUGCGCGCUCAAGGCGCCGCCGGGGGCCGCCGGGGGCCCGUGGCUGCGGGACUGCAAACCCUUCGCCGACGCCUUCUGCGUGGACGUGCGCGGCCAGCGUCACCUCUCGGCCACGCUGGUGCUGCGCUGGUUCCAGGCGCAUCUGCAGCGCGCCCUGGCCGCGGUGCGCUACAGCCUGGAGGGGCGUUGUCGGGUGAGUCUGACGCCUGGCGGCCUGGAGCAGCCGCCCACCCUGCACAUCCUGCCCUGCCGCACGGAUUACGGCUGCUGUCGCCUGUCCAUGGCCGUGCGCCUCAUCCCCGCGGUGCACGUGGGCGACGGGGUGUUCCUCGUGGCGCCCCCGCCGCCCCCCGCGCCCGCGGGCUCCCCGCCCGAGCUCCCCGGGGGACUGCGCGCCGAGGCCCUGUGGGGCGUGAACACGGCGCGCCAGGAGCAGAAGCUGCUGAGCUGGCUGCAGGAACGGGCCGCCCCGGGGGCCUGCUACCUCAAGUGCCUGCAGCUGCUGAAAGCCCUGCGGGACCUGGGCGCCCGCGGGCUGGACGCGACGGCCGCCGCCCAGUGGGGACGCAUCCUGUCCUCGUACGUGCUCAAGACGGCGCUGCUGGCGGUGCUGCUGCGCGACGAGGCGCCGUCCGCGCGCUGGGACGACGGGCACCUGGAGCAGCGCUUGGCGCAGCUGGUGCGCUUCCUCCGGGACUGCCUGCUGCGACGCCAGACGCUCUUCCACUGCGUCCUGGGCCCCGGCGGGGCGGCCGCCGAGGUGGGGCCCCUGCCCAAGGCCCUCCGCGAGGCCGGCCCGGUCGACCUCCUGGCUCCUUUCGACGGGCGCGCCCGGGAAGUGGCGGCCGCGCGGCUGCUGUCUACCUGGCGAAGGCUGCCCCAGCUCCUCCGGGCCUACGGGGGUCCCCGCUACCUUGCCAGGUGCCCCCUGCCCCGCGCCCCGCGCUCUCGGGGCUUCCCAGAGGAUGAACCCUAACUCCCCCCCACCCCCUCCACCAUCGGCCCAGUGAUC
Sorex araneus (European shrew) is the source of this 1813-nucleotide messenger RNA. RefSeq names its product ITPRIP like 2 (gene ITPRIPL2). The transcript has a single exon. Lineage: Eukaryota; Metazoa; Chordata; Mammalia; Eulipotyphla; Soricidae. The record is from RefSeq and is a predicted model, not a curated record. Bases 134 to 1777 code for a protein of 547 amino acids.